UUUUUAGUUUCAUCUGCAUUGUACUUCUCAAAGUUCACUGUACCCUUUCCAAUAAGUUAAUUACUAUAUUUGCAUAAUUCCAAAGAUUUGCAGAGGAAAAAACUACAAUUAUAUUUGGUGUAAGAAGUUGCAUCAGUCAUGUACUGGCUCUAGGGAUGGUAAUUCAUAGUAACUUAGGUGGUUCAGCUUGCCCUGGGAAUGGCUGUGUUCUUUCAAGCAGUUGUGCAGAAGAGGGGUACUGAUUUGGUCCAGCUAGAUGUGUGGGGGAAAGGAAGUGAAGGAAAAAGGAGGUGCAGAUUGUUAGACUUUUUCCAGAGAAAGAAGGGUGGAGAGCUCUCCAUCUUCAUUCCUGACAGGAGCUAGUGUCCCAGAGAGAAAUUCUGAACAAUUUAUAUCUCUUGACAGGUAGCCAGUUCACUAAUGCAGAGCUCCCAGUUGAAGAGACUUAGGUCAGCAUACACUCUUGAGACUGGUUGGUUUCCUGAACUGCACACUGUUACUAUCCUGUGACCUGGCAUCUCUCUGUUGUCUGUCACCCUUUCCAGAUAUGGAAGAGAGCAGCAGCGUUGCCAUGUUGGUGCCAGAUAUUGGGGAACAGGAAGCAAUAUUGACAGCCGAAACUGUCAUCAGUUCUUCACUGGAAGUUGAUGAACAAAGUACAGCUAAAACAGAUCCAUUAAUCCAUGUUAUCCAGAAGUUAAGCAAGAUAGUGGAACAUGAAAAGUCACAAAAAUGUCUUUUAAUUGGGAAGAAACGCUCACGUUCAAGUGCAGGGACACACUCUCCUGAAACCCAAGAACACUGUGAGGUCCCAGCUAAGGUAGCCCAGCCGCCUGCUGCUGGUAUUAGAAGGGCUGAGCUGUCACAAACGCCAUUUAGCCCGAACUCUCUUGCCCAGAAUGAUGGGAAGGCUAUGUCUUACCAGUGUAGUCUUUGCAAGUUUCUGUCAUCAUCUUUUUCAGUGUUAAAAGACCAUAUCAAGCAGCAUGGCCAGCAGAAUGAAGUGAUACUGAUGUGCUCAGAGUGCCACAUUACGUCUAAAAGCCAAGAGGAGCUGGAAGCUCAUGUGGUAAAUGACCAUGGAAAUGAUGCCAACAGUCACAUUCAACCCAGAGCCCAGCAGUGCACAAGCCCCUCCAGCUCUGUGUGUCUGAGGCCUACAGAAAGGAAGAAUGAAGCCACACCUGACCUCCCUGUUAGUGUGAGCAGUCCACAGACACAUGCUGUCCCCACCGCAGCCGAGGCAGACAUGGGGAGGAGGAAGUGGUACGCCUACGAGCAGUACGGCAUGUAUCGGUGCUUAUUUUGUAGCUACACGUGCGGGCAGCAGAGAAUGUUGAAAACACAUGCUUGGAAACAUGCCGGGGAGGUGGACUGCUCCUACCCAAUAUUUGAAAAUGAGAAUGAGCCCCUGGGCUUGCUGGAUUCCUCAGUGGCUACUGCUCCUGGCGGGGUUGAUGCCGUGGUCAUCGCCAUUGGAGAGAACGAACUGAGUAUCCACAACGGGCCGUCAGUACAGGUGCAGAUUUGCAGCUCAGAACCAUUAUCCUCUGCAUCUGCCUUACAGCAGGGUGCGGAGGGGGGUGUUGGUGUCCGUCAGUCAGUGACCCUCGGCCCUAACGAGGAGGACAUGCUCGAGGUGAUUUCUGAUGCGGAGGAGAGUCUGAUGACUGACAGCCUCCUUUCAUCUGCACAGAAGAUCAUCAGCAGUAGCCCCAAUAAAAAAGGUCAUGUUAACGUGAUAGUGGAGCGUUUGCCAAGUGCUGAAGAAACUGUGUCACAGAAACCUUUCCUCGUGAAUGCUGAAAUUGAAGAGGAGAACAGCCUGAGCCCGACAGAAGCCCAGACAGAGUGUGAAGGGAGGGGUGAAGUAUAUCGUGCUGAUCAGUGUACUGUUGAUAUCGGGGGGCUGAUCAUAGGCUGGAGCAACCCAGAGAAGAAGGAUAGUGAGUUAACCCAUCAGGGACUGGCCCCUGAUGAGAACGCCCCCCCUGGCCGCAGGAGGACUAAUUCUGAGUCCCUUAGACUGCACUCCCUGGCGGCAGAAGCCCUGGUCACAAUGCCGAUCAGGGCUGUGGAGCUCACAAGAGCCAGCCUCGGGCACUAUGGGAAUGUCAACCUCUUAGACCCAGAUACUGGACAGAGGCAGGUAGAUAGCACAUUGGCAGCGUAUUCUAAAAUGAUGUCACCACUUAAAAACUCUUCAAAUGGAUUAACUAGUUUUAACCAAAGCAACUACCCCUUGGUGACGCUCCCAGAGGGCAGGCAGGAAUUGUCCGACGGGCAGGUAAAGACAGGCAUCAGCGUGUCCUUACUCACUGUCAUUGAAAAGCUGAGGGAAAGGACGGACCAAAAUGCUUCAGACGAGGACAUCUUAAAGGAGCUGCAGGACAAUGCGCAGUGCCAGCCCAGCGGCGAGGCCAGCCUGUCGGGCGGCAGCGUGGUGGAGUAUAUCCCAAAUGCAGAGCGGCCCUAUCGCUGCCGCCUCUGCCACUACGCGAGCGGAAACAAGGGCUACAUCAAGCAGCACUUGCGGGUCCAUCGGCAGAGGCAGCCCUACCAGUGUCCAAUCUGUGAGCACGUGGCUGACUGCAGCAAAGAGCUGGAGAGCCACAUGAUCCACCACUGCAAGGCCCGGCUGUACCAGUGCAAACACUGCACUGAGGCUUUCCAUUACAAGAGUCAGCUGAGGAACCAUGAGAGAGAGCAACACAGUCUUCCAGAUACCUUGUCGGUAGCCGCUUCUGCAGAGCCAAGAGUUUCCAGGGACAUGGCUGAGGCGAAGUGUGCCCAGGAAGAAAAUAAGUCUUCAGUCCAGAAACAGUACAGAUGUGAUGUGUGUGAUUACACAAGUACGACAUAUGUUGGUGUCAGAAACCACAGACGAACCCACAACUCGGACAAGCCGUACAGGUGCUCUCUGUGCGGGUACGUGUGCAGCCACCCACCUUCCCUGAAGUCGCACAUGUGGAAGCACGCAAGCGACCAGAACUACAACUACGAGCAGGUGAACAAGGCUAUCAAUGACGCGAUCUCUCAGAGCGGCAGGGUUCUAGGGAAAUCCCCUGGAAAGACUCUAGUAAACAGCGGUGAAGAAAGAGCUGAUCCUCUCACUGGGAGUUCAGAUAAUGUGGUGUCACCCUCAGAGCCAAGUCCCCAGGCUCCCACCGAGAAUGAGAAACUCAGCCCUGCAAGCAAUACCUCAUGUAGUUUAGAAAAGAGCUCCAGUGUGGCCCCUCCGGGUAUGGAGUAUUGUGUCUUACUCUUCUGCUGCUGUAUCUGUGGUUUCGAAUCUACCAGCAAAGAAAACCUGUUGGAUCACAUGAAGGAGCACGAGGGUGAGAUUGUGAACAUCAUCCUGAACAAGGAGCACAGCACAGCUCUGAACUCAAGUUAGAUGCUGCAGGAGGCCUCCCAGGCAUCUCACCAGACACAGAGGAGAAGUGGGAUGGUUUAUAAGGAAAUGGCGGGUGUGACUUUGGAACCAGAUGGAUCCGCGGCAAUAAUAUUUAAAUAUUCUGAGAGAGGGGAAAUGGGUCAGAGAAGAAGCAAAGAUGUAACCCUGUUUUAACCCUCUGUUACCUCUUGUUAGUGUUGGGUGUAUUUAUUAUGAAAAGCUUACUACAGUGUAGAAAUGCAAGCACAAGAGCUAAGAAAGGGUUUUUCAGGAACUGUUCUAAAACUCAUUGUUAUAAAAGUGUCAGUUUUCAGCAGAGCUUGGCUUUCUUCCUUCGCAGUCUGACAGCAGCUCUGGAAUGACAGGCCUCCUGUGGGCAGUGGGAGGCUGCUGUCAGCAGGGAGGGCUUCAAAGUAAUCUACCUGAAUCUUCCUCCAACUGAUAGGAAGUAAUCAAAUAGUCUCAGAUAUGUUGCUUUACUCCUUAAAAAAAAAAAAAAGGGAAAGAAAGGAAAGAGACUUGAAUCCACAUCUAGAUUGUAAAUAGGCAUUUAAAGAGUAAAUCACUGUCUUAGGUUUACAGGGGGUUUCCUAUAAACCUGGGCACAGGAAGAGAGAGGUGAGCCCACCAGACUCAGCCAGACCUCAGGGUCCCUAGACCUGUGUCUCAGCACAGGACAGUCACUCCCCAGCGCGUCUUCAGUGUCUGACAGGUCACACAGUCUUGGUGGUUACACAGGCCUUCCACCCUCUUCUGAACCAAACUGAGCUUUUAUCUGAAAGACUAUUAAAGCAACAAAGUACACAAAUUUGUAUUUGAUCAUCAGACUUUGGAAAUUGUUUGAUCUCUUAAAUAAAAAUCAUUUGAGGGAAGAAGAGUGAGAUCCAGAAUCCCCUUAAAAAGAGGUCUUUGAGAUUUUACUUUCCUAUAGUUUAUUGAUUUAGUUACACUUAGCAUAGGAGUUGUAACGAAAUAUGGUUAAAAUGUGAAAAUUCAGGUUGUUUAUAAAAUUUUUAGUAACAUUUGGCAAGUCUACAGGGUUUCUUCUCUCUAGGAAAUUCCUCUUGUCAGCGUGCGAUAGGACACAUGGGAAGCCAGCUGACGUGCUUUUGCUUUAAAACGCACCAUCAAAUACAUAUGACUUCUCAUUAUUUAUACAUUUUGUAUUAAUGCAUUUCCAACAGUGAAGAGAACAGAGUUUUUGUUUUUGCAUUGGUAGUUGGGUCAUUUCUUUAUGUCUUGUUUUGUUGAAGUAAACUGUGCCCACAGUCGGAGGUGGUUCCUUGCGAGCCCGCCUCAUGGUGCUCUUCCCGAACCGGCUCCCUGCCCUGGUGCUGAGGAACUUGGGAAAUAGGGGAGACAGUUUUUGAAUGUGAUACUCUGUAGACACAUUUUAGGAAAGAAUUUUAUUCCCCAAGUCCAGGUGUAAAUUGAAUAAAUUAACAUUUUUUAAGAUAGCAUUAGGAACUAAGUGGGGCCAAGCAUCUGGAAACAUAGAUUUGUUUUUUUAAUUUCAUUUUCAUGAUGAUCGAUUCAAACAGAAUUGAUCGUAGCUUUGCAGCUCUUUAAUUUAGGUAACUAUAAGUUAUUUGUGAAAGUUAUUCCAUUUCUGAUAUGUGAAUUUUACAAAGAUAAAAUGAAUUUAUGUAUAGUAAAUUAUAUUCUCCAAGUCCACUGCAUGUGGAUUUAUAUUCAUUUUCUCUUGUUUUCAGAAUUAAAACAAUUUUAUUUCAAAUUCAAAUAAAAUAUUUUAAAUGAUUCCAUUAUUAUCACUUAUAUUGUUACCACUCAGUCCACUCCUCCAUUACUUGUAGCUAUGGCUCAGUAUUUCUUUACAAAAAGCUGAGAUUCUGAAAAUUAACAACCUUAGAAGAAUUUGUUUUAUACAUUUUCCUUGGCUUUAAUUUUACAUAAUCAUUUGGAAAAUACUAGUAACCAAAAAAAAUGGUUAUUUUCAACAGUGCAUUUUUAAAUUACCUUUCUUCAUUUUCUUAAACCACUUCCAUUGAUAGUUGCUUAAUCAUUUGGAAUCAUGGAUUUAAAAUUUCUCUAGCUCAUGGGAUAAAAACUAACCCAGAAGUUCAGUCUUUAAAAGUUCAUCUUUCCUAGAAUAUCCUUUAAAAAACUCCUGGCCUGUAGGUAACCACACACCAAGGAUGUUCUGUACCUUCUCAUUACCAUGUUGUGGCCAGCCAUAAGUAUCUUCCCCAAGAACAACUGAGUAUUUCUAAAAGUAAAUAAUGAAGAGUAAACAUGCAGUGGUAAUUGAGGAAGAGAGAGGUAUUAAAAUAACCAGCAGGAAUUUCCUUUCUGCAAAUGUUUUGUUUACUGGCACUGACCUUUUGCCAUACAGAGCCUACAGUAUUUGUUUUCCACUCUGAACACUUUACAAUUCUGAGAGUUGAUAUUAACAUCAUUUUUCAAAGAAACUUACUAGAUAAGGCAAACGUGGGGAGGGGAAGACGAUGCAUCGUGACCAUUAUUAGUAACACUUUUCCGGGCUCUGUCAUUUUCUCCCUCUCUAGUAAUUCAGAGCACGGCUGGCCAGGCUCCACAGGGCUGUGCUGACACUCCAGGCGGUCUGGAGGCAGUGCACGGAAGCGAUACUUAGGCAGCCUCUUCCGGGUCUCACCCUGUUCAGGUAGCCUCGUUAUUUGUCUUUCCUCACCAAGCAGGUGGAAGGCACCCGUUUACAUUGUAUCUCCUGCAAUGUGCUUGGCUUGGCUUGUCAAAGACAAGCAGACUUCCCUCUUGAGAGUCAGUAUAUUUUUAGUUUUCAUAGACACUUAUUUAACCUUUUUUUAUUGUACAGCAAGGUGCUCUAAGUAAUAUUCUAUAAAAUAUAUUUAAUAGAAAUUUGAGUUUGCUAUUCAAGAACAUGAAUACAUGUAUUUUUUUAAGAAAUAAGUAUUGUGUAACACUAAUGGCAUUUGCUUCUAUAGCCAAAGUCUGAACAUUUCUGGAACACUGACAUGGAAAGACUAUAGUUAAAGACUGUAUCCUGAUAAAAAUAGGAUGAUUUGCAUUUUGUAAAAUUAUCCUGCACAGCGAGCUGCAUGCCUUAACGCCUGAAAUCCCAGGGUUGUGUUCUUGGCAGAACAGCUCACCUGCUUACCAUGAGGCGAGGGCUGCCGGGCUUCAACUACCUUUGGAAAUACUGUACAAUGUUAGAAUAAUUUAUUUUGCUUUAUAGGAGUUUGUCAUGUAUUGACUUUAAUAUUGUAUUUUGGUAAUAAAUUUUUUGUUAAAAACA
This is a messenger RNA of Miniopterus natalensis, 6650 nucleotides long. NCBI's taxonomy places the organism in Eukaryota, Metazoa, Chordata, Mammalia, Chiroptera, Miniopteridae. The record is from RefSeq and is a predicted model, not a curated record.